This is a messenger RNA of Bradysia coprophila, 1267 nucleotides long. Its product is annotated as testis-specific serine/threonine-protein kinase 6-like. Gene Ontology annotation, biological process: microtubule cytoskeleton organization; intracellular signal transduction; protein phosphorylation. Gene Ontology annotation, molecular function: tau-protein kinase activity; ATP binding. NCBI's taxonomy places the organism in Eukaryota, Metazoa, Arthropoda, Insecta, Diptera, Sciaridae. The record is from RefSeq and is a predicted model, not a curated record. Gene Ontology annotation, cellular component: cytoplasm.
CAAAGCAAUCAAUUCCUCUACACUUGUCAGACUAAAAUUCGUUUUUGAACGUUCAAAAUUUCUCGUACAUUAACGAUGCCAAAAACAUCGCAUCGCAUCCAUUUAACUGAAUCUGAAGAGAAUGCUCUAUCGGCUAGAGGGUACGAAUUAUCAACUAAACUGGGAGAAGGGGCCUAUGCUAAGGUCUACGUCAGUGUAUACAAACGGAGCGCAGAAACACUAAAAUUAGCAUGCAAAAUAAUCGACGAACGAAAAACGACCAAAUCCUACGUGGGUAAAUUUUUGCCACGAGAACUGGACUGUCUGAUGAAAUUGAAACAUCCGCACAUUGUUCAUGUUCACAGCAUUUUUCGACGCAAUUUCAAAUAUUUCAUUUUUAUGCGCUACGCCGAAAAUGGAGAUCUGAUGGACUUUAUUGUACAAUUCGGUGCCUUAACUGAGGUACAAGCAAGAUUCUGGGCACGACAAAUCAGCUUAGCCGUUCAAUAUUUGCACACUCUUGGCAUUACUCACCGAGACAUAAAAUGCGAAAACGUCCUGAUAACGAACAACAAUAAUGUCAAACUAACCGACUUUGGAUUUAGCAGGUACAUACUCGACGCAAAUUCGAAAGAAGUUCUGAGCGAAACCUAUUGCGGCUCAUUGUUGUACACUGCACCAGAGGUAUUAAGAGGUAUCCCGUAUGAGCCAACGAAAGCAGAUAUUUGGGCGCUAGGCGUUCUGAUAUUCACCAUGCUAAACAAAUGUGUUCCGUUCGAUAACAGCAAUGUAACAAUUUUGUAUCAACAUCAAAUCAAACGAAGAUACAAAUUUCGAGAACGCGUUUGCGGUAGUGUGUCGAUCGAAGUGAAAAAGUUAAUACGAAAUUUACUGGAGCCAAUACCGAAAAGGCGAUUGAAUAUUCAUGAAGUGGUCGACAAUCCGUGGUACGAAAUGGACCCGAGAUUUGCAAAACUCAGUGACAGCGAAGCUGCAGCACUUGAAGAAGCAAGGAAAACAGACAUGCGGGCUAUGAAAUCGAAUGUUAUUGAAGGUGAUAUGAAUGAUGCGUUGGGAGAAAUCGAAAAAGAUAUCGAAUUAAAUACGGAUGAAGUUAGUGAAAAACUUGCAGAGGUAAAUGCCGAGGAAAAGCCCAAGAAACCAAGUGCAAGUAAAGAAUGAUAAAAUGAAGAAAGACCAAUGGUUCGAGUCAGGAUUCAUCUGACACUUUUCUUUGUAACUUUCUUGCGUUAAAUUCGAUACAAAAAUGUAUUUAUUAGGACAAUCU